AUGAGUAAUAGAAUGUCACAACCGUUCAUUGAGCUUCAGAAAGUAUAUUACGUAGCAUUGUGUGCUCUUGGGAUUCCAGGAAACCUGUUUGCAGUUUAUAUCAUCUGUCAUCGCCAAUGCAGUUUCUCAAAAACGACGACUAUUUAUUUGACUGCUCUGGCUGUUUCAGACACCAUCUGCCUAAUCUGGGCAGCUAUCUUGAAUCUAGCAAAGCUGUGGCUGGGCCCAAAUGCCAGCUGGGUCUACACCCCUUGGUGGUGCAUGUCCAUCAUUUUGGAAUAUGGCACCAUUCUCUGCUCGGUCUGGAUUAUUAUGGCCUUCACUAUUGAAAGGUAUAUUGUUAUAUCCAACAAGGGGCUGAGGUACCACAUAACUAAACCAAAGAAUGCCAUCUGGGCUGUUAUUACAGUUGUGACCCUUUCUUACAUAUCAGCAUUCCUUGCUUUUCUAUUGAAUAAAUUUGCCAGAAGGCCAGCGAUGGUAAACAGAUCUGUUUUAAUGAAUUACACUGGAGAAUGUGCCAUGUUCAGUAACACAUACUUUCCAACAGCGAUUUGGCUGAACACAAUUAUAUCGGGCGGUGUUCCUUAUCUAUUGAUCCUUGUCUUCAGUGUGCUGAUAGCCUACCGCUUACACACAAAAACCAGGAUUCAUCCAGAAUUUGAGAACACAGCAUUCAAAAUCACCAGAAUAAAAAUCAAGAAGUCACUUCAGAUCCUGCUUGUUGUCUCAUUCACUGCUGUUGCUCUUGGUCUGCCCCGAUUCAUUUCAGAGUGUUUACCACGUUCCUUGGGUGGUGUGAAUUACUUUGAUUACAACACGAUUGCAAACAUGAUACCAGAUAUCUUGUUUAUGCUACAAUGGUUUAAUUCUGCUAUAAACUUCUGGCUCUUUAGUUCUGCGUCGUCUGCCUUUCGACAGGAGUGUGUGGCUAUUGUCACCAGGCAGAUCUGUAGGAAACAGGCUUCAAGGACUGUAGCAGCAGUACCUGUCGACUCCUUAAAGACAGUGUUCAGAAGUAAUUACUGCUGUGCAGAAUGAACGUGUUACCAGGAGCUUAAACUUACCAACAGAGGAGCUCGAGACACAAGUUUUCUGAGUUGCAGUUAACAGUUGAAAGCCUUUUGUUUUGCAAUGUGUGUGACUGGCAUUUGAUUUGAAGCAAGGUACAGUUUUUGAAUUGUUGAAUCUAAUUUGUAUAUUUAUAUGAAUUGCUCAAUGUAAAAAUUUGGAAAUACGCUAAUUUCAGUUGGAGGUUCCAGAGGAUAACUCAAGGCUUUUCAUUUCCAGGAUCAAGACAUAGAACCAGCCUUUGUUUUCUUUCUUGAUUACCUGUGAGCCUGUUGACAGAAAUAUGAUUUGUCAGUUAGAACCCAGUCCCUCUCAGUAAAAACUUUUAACAUAAAAAUAACUUCAAUCUCACAGAAUCCCAGAAUAGUUCUGGUGCAGAAAGAGGCCAUUCAAUCCAUUGUGUCUCUCCCAGAUCAUUAAGGGAGCCUCAUUACCUUGUGCUAAUCUCCUGUUUUCUCCUUAUACUCUGGCGAAUCACUUUUAGAACAUAGAAAAUUACAGAACAGUACAGGCCCUUCGGCCC
This is a messenger RNA of Chiloscyllium plagiosum (whitespotted bambooshark), 1594 nucleotides long. RefSeq names its product putative G protein-coupled receptor 139. Gene Ontology annotation, cellular component: plasma membrane. Gene Ontology annotation, molecular function: G protein-coupled receptor activity. The record is from RefSeq and is a predicted model, not a curated record. NCBI's taxonomy places the organism in Eukaryota, Metazoa, Chordata, Chondrichthyes, Orectolobiformes, Hemiscylliidae. Gene Ontology annotation, biological process: G protein-coupled receptor signaling pathway.